Molecule: messenger RNA, 1611 nt
Organism: Aspergillus terreus NIH2624
Lineage: Eukaryota; Fungi; Ascomycota; Eurotiomycetes; Eurotiales; Aspergillaceae
Product: tRNA-dihydrouridine synthase family protein
Exons: 2
Coding region: 1-1611 (536 amino acids)
Biological process (GO): tRNA processing
Molecular function (GO): flavin adenine dinucleotide binding; tRNA dihydrouridine synthase activity
Source: RefSeq, a predicted model, not a curated record
AUGGGACUCCAAGAAACAACCCCCACCACUGCUGCAGCGCAGAAUGCGCCAGCAGAGUCGACAGCGCCGAAGAAGAAGCUGCUCGGACGGGAGUUCUAUAAAAGCAUCGGGAGCCCGAAAUACAUCAUCGCGCCUAUGGUUGAUCGGUCAGAAUUUGCAUGGCGCAUGCUCACCCGAUCGUUCAUGACUCCCGAAGAGCAGAAGCAGCUUCUUGCAUACUCGCCCAUGUAUCACGCACGCCUGUUUCGUGAGCAGCUCAGCUUCCGCCAGCAACACUUCCAUCCCACACGCGCCGCCGUCGGCAAAGACGACGAUGCUCCUUACCUCGACGGCAAUCCUGCGAUCGACCGGCCGCUUUUCGUUCAAUUCUGCGCAAACAACCCGGAUGACUUCCUAGAGGCUGCGCAGCACGUCGCGCCCUACUGCGACGCCGUGGAUCUGAACCUGGGAUGUCCGCAGGGUAUCGCAAAGCGGGGCCAUUACGGUUCAUUUCUGCAGGAAGACUGGGACUUGAUCUACAAGCUGAUCAAUAAGCUACACACGGAGUUACCGAUCCCGGUUACGGCCAAGUUCCGCAUCCUCGAAUCCAAGGAGAAAACGCUGGAGUACGCAAAGAUGAUCUUGUCGGCGGGUGCGAGCAUAAUCACCCUCCAUGGACGCACGCGCGAACAGAAAGGUCAUAACACCGGUGUGGCGGAUUGGUCGUAUAUCCGAUACCUUCGCGACAACUUGCCUCCGGAGACGGUCAUCUUCGCGAACGGGAACAACCUCAACCAUGACGACUUGGAACGCUGUCUCGAGGCGACCGGUGCUGACGGUGUGAUGAGCGCCGAGGGCAAUCUCUCAGACCCAGCCAUCUUCAGCAAGCCACCUCCAAUUGGUAGCGAAGGACGAGACUACUGGCGUGGGCGGAACGGAAAGGGCGGUUAUCGGAUCGACGCCGUCUUGCGCCGCUAUCUCGACAUCAUCUACAAAUAUGUCCUUGAACAACCCAUUCCCGAAAGAAAGCCUCUCUAUAUGCCUUCAGACGCAGUCGACGAGGAGCCGGAACCUCAGCAGACGAACACUGAGGAGGCGGAACCCGAGGAAGGACCCCCGAAGAAGAAGCAGAAGCGCGAUAAAACCAAAGGAAAGAGAGUCAACUCUCCCAGUCUCGGGGUAAUGCAGGGUCAUCUCUUCCAGCUACUUCGGCCGAUGAUUGCGACCCACACAAACGUCCGCGAUGCUCUCGCGAGGUCCCGUCCAGGCGAUAUGGCUGCAUUCGAGCAUGUCUUGGCUCUUGUGGAAAGGGCCAUACGAGAAGGACUGAAAGAAUACGAGCAGUUUCCCGAACGGUUUGAACCGACACCAAAUGCAGAGCUUACCGGUUCGAAGAAGACCAUUGCGGAGUAUGGAAGACCAUGGUGGAUCUGUCAACCCCAUAUCCGUCCACUGCCUGAAGAAGCCUUGGAGCUCGGAUCUCUCACCGCGAAGCAGAAGAAGGGCGAGAAGAAGGACCCCAAGGUUGAUGCGCCGUCAGAGAAGACCAGCACUCCUGCCAACGAGGUUAGUGCUUCAGAAUCGAAUACGGCCUCGGCAACAGCAACGCCUGACCGGUUGGUCAGCGGUUAA